Molecule: messenger RNA, 1165 nt
Organism: Pimephales promelas (fathead minnow)
Lineage: Eukaryota; Metazoa; Chordata; Actinopteri; Cypriniformes; Leuciscidae
Source: RefSeq, a predicted model, not a curated record
GAAUAUUGAUUCCACAGGGUUUGUAUUGAUUGUGGAAAAAGCAAAUGGACAAGAAGAGAAUGCAGCACUUUGGGGUGAAACUACUCAGUCGUCAAUUUAUCCAGGCUUUAACACUGAACUUGCGCUAGAUGGUUUGAUUGACACCUUCACUCACACUAACUCAGAGACCGACCCGUGGUGGAGAGUGGAUCUACUGAAGGUAUACAGCGUGAACAGAGUGACCAUUACUAACAGAAACACCUUUCCUUCGAGGAUAGACGGAGCUGUGAUUCACGUCGGGAUCUUCCCUGACAUUUACAGCAACACCAUAUGUGCUGUAAUUUCCAGUCUUGCGGCCAGCGCUACGGCCACUAUCUCAUGCGGCGGGAUGGUGGGACGUUACAUGGUUGUUCAUAUUCCUGGAAAUGACAAGAUUCUUAGUCUUGCUGAAGUUGGAGUCUAUGGGGAUUUGGCAGGAAAUCGGGCAGUAAGAGGAGCCGCUACACAGUCGUCAACAUCUGGGGACUGGUUUGCUGAAAAGGCCAUUGACAGUAAUCGAGGUCUCCAGCAGUUGUACACGGGAUGCUCCUCAACCCUUAAUCAGACUAACCCGUGGUGGAGGCUGGAUCUGCGUGACGUGUACCGAGUUAGUAAAGUGGUCGUCACUAACAGACGAGACUGCUGUACAGAACAAAUAAACGGAGCAGAGAUUCGCAUCGGGAACUCUUUGGAGAACAACGGCAGCAACAAUCCCAUAUGUGCUGUUAUUCCUGCUAUUCCAGCAGGCGAGUCCUACAACUACUCAUGUGGUGGGAUGGAGGGACGUUAUGUGAAUCUGAUCGUUCCUGGAGACAUGAAGACACUCUCUCUCUGUGAGCUGGAGGUUUAUGGAGAAGGUCCCUGUUUAAAAGGGUCAUUUGUAAAAAUGCAGUUUAACUCCGGCAAUGAUCUGACUGACCCUUCAAUGAGAGAAAAUGUUCUGAAACAGUUGGGAUCUGCUCUUGCUGAUAGAGGACUCACAGAUGUGACACUGCGAUGGACUCAAACUCCUGAACGGGUGAUCCAGAAGGGGAACGAUGAUAAACGUGAGUCUGUUCUCUCGACUUUUGUUAAUGAAGCCACACUGCAUCUGGAUCCAGCCUCAUCGCUAUUUCUACCGCACCACGUCACACCACGCAAGUGCUGA